Molecule: messenger RNA, 6248 nt
Organism: Harpegnathos saltator (Jerdon's jumping ant)
Lineage: Eukaryota; Metazoa; Arthropoda; Insecta; Hymenoptera; Formicidae
Gene: mwh
Product: multiple wing hairs
Exons: 7
Coding region: 1845-5363 (1172 amino acids)
Biological process (GO): cortical actin cytoskeleton organization; regulation of cell shape; cell migration
Cellular component (GO): cytosol
Molecular function (GO): small GTPase binding; actin filament binding
Source: RefSeq, a predicted model, not a curated record
GUGAAUGCCUCUCGCGCGGCUCUCAUACGCGCGUUUUUACCGAUCUCGCUCGGCGGUGCAGCCACGGGGGUUCCGGUGCCUGGCGGCCGUAAAAUUUCGCGUCGAGGGAGGUGCUCCGUCGGGGGGGAUCUCAGCUGCUCUCGGGGGAGAGAGAGGGACGGCGGGAGGGAGGAAGAGAGAACGGCGACCGAUUUGAUGAACCGAUAAUUUGAAACAAGAAAAAAAUAAACUGAGACGUAAUAAGGGGAGCGAGACGACUGAUUGAUGAACAUUGUUCGUAGUGAUUUCCGACUGACGGAUAUGCGAGAGAGAGAGAGAGAGAGAGAGAGAGAGAGAGGAGAGACCUCCGAGUGCUCCGAAACGUGCGCGAUGACUUCGACGGCGGUCGUCGAAAGGUAGUGUCGAGGAUGCUGUGGAAAAAUCAGGAGAGUAACAGAGAAGGAGAAUCGCGGGGGCGCGAACGCUGAUUGUGAUUUGGAACAAACGCUAAUCGCCCGACGGUGUUAGGGCCCGCUUCGCUUCGCUUGGCGGCGCGGCCGACGCCGGUCGGUGGUGAAAUUGAUGCCACGGAUGGGAUGAAUAACUUGUGUGUGUUGAAUGUCGGAGAAUUCAAUGGGAUUGUUGUCUGUGUGUUGCGCUCGGAGCAUUUGAGAUUGUUCUUUGUUCCGACGCUCUUACGCAAGAGCGCCGCCGAACGCAUUACCAGUUGCGUAGCUGUGUUGUUGAACGCGACACGUGGGUGUGAGUAAAUUUUCCGUAUUAGCCUGCGUUGGCUCUGAGCGUUUCGAGCCGUGGGAUAUUGCAGCGUCCGGUCUGUACGGAGGGGAUUUUUCUGGAACAUAUCGACAUUCGUGAGACACUGUGAGAAAGUACCGUACGAGCUCGCCCGGCUUUAGAAUAUACUCAUAUUACCCGAAACAUUUUCAAAGCCAAACAACUGUUUAUCAGCCUUCCAGUUGGCCAUUCCAAUGAAUGGGCAGGCGGACAGCCGGUUUGGUUACGAUACUCUGGCACGUGCAGGACUCUACGAACCGCGCAUUGAAAUUCCUCGCGCGUUGUCGGACGCGAUGCAAAUAGAGGCUCUUUCAGAUACGGAGAAAGAGAAAGAGAGAGAGAGAGAGUAAGAGUCAAAAGCGACGUAUUAUUGCAGAAACAUUGCGAAAACAUAGUUCCACUUUGGAAAUCUAAGUGGAGCGGCUGGUAGACGGAUGGACGGCGGGGGGAGCCGAGGCGGAUUACAAAGAGACCCGGCUUCUCCGAGUUGCCCGUCCGCCGUCCGCCGGGGAGAAGGUAUACGAGUUGUUACUUAAGCUGUUACACGAGUCUGACUGAAGGCCAGGGUCGUGGCAUGCGAGAAUCACGCAGUCUAGAAUCCCACGGUCCUGAUGGCCGGUCAUGCGAUCGAGUGCGAUCCUCGUGCCACAUAUCACGCGGAAAGAGUUUCACUCGUCGUGAUAAUCAGCCCUGCGCAAGAUUCUCUCCCGGAGAGAGAAGAGCCACCGCGUCGGACGAGUGCGAAAAGCAGGAGGAGCGACAGCAGGAGGAAAAUCGCCGCGGCCGAUCGUCGUUUCGUGCAACGCAAGCGACGGACGCGACGCGAUUAGCGCGGAACGUCGCUGCAAAAGUCUCAGGCUGCGAGACGAGAGGAUGCAAGAGGGACGUGACGAGAGGGGAGAAUCUUUUUUUUCGAAAAUCCGCGCGCGUCGCGUGAGACAGCAGUGAGAAGCUUCGCUUUGCAGUGAGAGAGAGAGAGAGAGAGAGAGAGAGAGAGAGAGAGAGAGAGAGAGAGAUAUGUGUGUGCGCUCGCGUUGUCAUCUUCGUGGUGGACUCCACGCCGAGUGACAAUGGGAAACGCAAGGUCGCAACCUUGCCGUCGAGGCAAGCCGCUCUACCUGUUCUACCUUAUCCACCGUACGUGGAGCGUCGUCGUGGAUCAUCGAUCCAAGGAUCAGGAUCGAUGCGACGACACCGACCGAGAAACCGAUCUAUCGUCGAAAUGCAGCACCUGCAACGCCUGCGAUUACCGACAGGACAGCCUUGCUUUCGACAGCGAGUCGGACAUGGCGCCGAACGCGGAGGAGGAACUGCUGGUCGUGAAGCCGUGGGGACCGCAGCCGGAAAAGGAACGCUUAAGACCACCCACAUACAACGCCGAGGAUUACGCGAUCGCGCUGAGGCGAUGGGGAAGACGGCCGUUGGGGAGCGUGCAGGACUCUCAAGGUACCCUGCCGUCGACGACCAGCUCGAGUUCCGGUUACGCAUCCGGAAGUGGCGAAAUGACCUUGAGACAAUUCACGUCGGUUAGCGAGCUGCUGAAUAAACUCCGCGCUGACCUUAGACUCGCCUUUCCGAGCUUCGUGCAGGAAUUCGCGUCGCCGCCGGCGGACGGGAUCACCUUGCUGCUGGAGACCCUGCGCGGCGUUCAGCUGGCCCAGAGCUCACCGCCGAACUCGGGACAGACCGGGCCCAGGAUCGGCACCAGGAGGGCCGCCUUGGACGAGCUGGGGUGCGUGGAGUGCUUGGCCGCGUGCGGCGAACGCUGCGCGGACGCGCCGCGACUCUUGGUGCAGGCGCAGCCCGGCCUUCUGGCUCUCGCGGUCUGUCUGACCAGUAGCCUGAACCGGUCUCGGGUUCUGGCUCUUCAGCUCUUGACGAAAGUGUGCCAAGCGCCGGGUGGACACGCGGCUGUCUCGGAAGCGGUGUCGACUCUGAGACUCAAGUAUGGCGAAGGAGGAAGAUUCCGAUUUUUAGCUGGCGCCCUUCUGGCCCCUCGAGCAGCCAUCGCGCUGAGAGUCGCGGGUGUCUCCUUCUUGAACGCUUUUCUAAAAUCCGCACCCCGCACGCAAACCAGACUGUACAUUCAGGCUGAAGCCUGCGAAGCUGGCCUAGAGCCGCAGGUUCUUCAGGACUGGUUAAGGGAAUUCGACGGGCACGAGGAAGACGCAUUGACCGAUCUGCUGCACAAGGAGGUUCAAAAGUGGACGCACAACUGCGUCGACGUGGAGGCCUUACAGCGCAGAGUGAUGCGCGCCGAGGAGACCUGCCGGAUACUUAGCAAGAAGAUGUCGCUUCUACAGAUACAGCUCGAAAAACGGAACGACCGUAGUCUGGAAGAGCGCGAGAAAACCUCGGCGACUCUCCAUACUUCCGCCACCGCCGCCACUGUCGUCGCUGCGGUCAAAAGUCCGAAAGUGUCGUCGAACGCAGAUGACGAAGGCAUCAGCUCAUCAGAGAGAUCCAGUAGCCCCGAGGAUACGAAGCACCAAGCGCGCAGCAAUCGGCCCAAGACCUCGCCGUCCCAGAGCAACGACCAAGAGACAACGAUCGACGAUGUGAUCGAAGAGCUGAGGAUCAUCGUGAAGGACGCCGAGGAAGAGUUCAGCGACAAGAUUCAGACGUCGAACAGCGGCCCUGACGUUCACCAGGAAGUCGUUCGCAACCAGCAAGAGUCCACCAAGAACAAACUCUACAGAUCGAACUCCAAGAUCUCGCUGAACCACUCCGAGAGCUACAUAUACGACAAGAUCAUGAAGAAGGAUCAAUGCGCAGACUCGAGGAUGCUGAGGUCGCACACGAGCUCCAACGCGUCGCAGAGCCAGGUGAAGGGCGAGCAGGUGACUUACUUUGGCAACGAUCAAGACUACAGCACCGACUCGAGCGCCACGAAAAGACUGAGUCCGGAUGGACCGCGCAGGAUGUCCAAGUCGUCGAUGGAGGGCAGCGUGAAGAUCGUCGUAAAGGGACCGGACGUAGAGGAGGCAAUAGUGCCGGCCAUCUUACACCCGCAGCCGCCCCGAAAAACCCCACCUUGCCUGUCGGCCAUUAUGGCCGCGAGGCACUGCGACUUCGCCGACCACGCAGAGAUCUACAACUCUCACGACGAAGAGGUGGAGGAGGAGACCUUGGGCGACGGUAGCGACUCGCUGCUGAGCGCCUCCAGACUCAAAUACAACGGCAAGCAUCAGCUAUACGACGGACAUAUAAGGGUCGCAAGCGACGAUCAGCCGCAGAAGCAGACCAAGAGCGAUACUGUGCUGAUGAUCGGGCCGAGCCAAGUCGACGCGAAGUUCCGGAAGAGCCUAGACGACUUGCGUCGCUUCGACGAGAACGAUGCGAAGGACAGGAAGACCGCGUUGAGAAGCUACGAGAAUGAGCCCAAGUCGAAGAUGAUGAGCGAUGUGCGAACACUCAACAGGCAAAUCGAUGUAUACAGGCAGUUCGAGCCGAGUCCCAAAGGAUACGAGACGUCCUCCGGACAAUCCGCCGAUCAUCGUACGGCUCACCGGCAUAGCUCCAAGUACAGAAGCGAAGUGGAGAAGCGGAAGUACCUGCGCCGUUCGGCCAGUCACGAUUACCUCGAGUCGAACAUGUCCAGUCCGCAAUCGAGGCGGUCGGGCAGCCGAGUGGAGUGUCGUAUCAGGAAGUUCGAGAGUCUCAACUCCUUCGACGAGCAACGCAGCUUACAGCACUACGGCGCGGAGAAUCUCGGCAAACGGGAGCAGCCGCCGCUGCUGUUGGCUACCGAUGGUUCCUCCAGAACCUCGAAGAUGCGUCGAUCGGAGUCUUUCCAUCACGUCUCAUACGUGUCAAAGAAGGACCAGUGCUCGUCGAGGGGGGAGAGCGAUAGCGGCCUCUUUUAUAUCACGGAUUUCAAUCUAGAGCCCCUCGUCGCGAGGAGGCCGCGGUCGAUCGAUGCACCCAAAUCGCCCAGUCUGCUGACAAAAUCCUUAGACAGGAUCGACGAGGGCCUUGACUCGAUGGUCGACAUUGUGAUUACGCAAGAACAGAAUCAAUGGAACGGCAAGCGUGCAUCGAAGGCGGCCAAGCUCCGUGACGAGAAACAGUUGACGAGAUCGAAGUCGAUCAGGAACGACAGCCUCUGCGAUGACUCUGCGGACUUGGAGAAGCAGACGCGGCGGGAGAGCUGCGUCUCGAAGCCCAGGAGUCUGAAGAACGACGAGUACCGCGUCAACAACAAUAAGCAGCUACGGAGCGACGAGCUCUAUGAGGAACAGCGAACUCGUGAAUGGAAUUAUCACAACGAACUGAAUUACGCGAGGAAUAAUGGUGAUAUCAAUCCGGAGGACUCGCCUAUGAUAUUGUCGAAGAGCGGCAUCAGGCACAAUUCCUUCUGCCACACGGACAAAAUCGGCAACAAGUUCUCCAACAACAAGUCGAACGAAUCCGGGAUCUUUGCCGGCCGGACGUACGACACUUUCGGUCUCGGCAAGAGCCGCUUUAACGCGGGAAAAUAUUCGGGAAAUCAGCAGGUCAAAGAGAGCCCCAUUGGCCGAAGGAACACGACCUCCUCGUUGAUUGGAAAACGCGGCAAGGUCACGGACAUCGUUUCGGGUCUUUACUGAAUGCAUAAUCGCUCCGAUUAAGUGCAAGUUUCUCUAAGUGACGUCCUCAAAGCAUCUCAAAGAUAUCGAAAGAUACGUCUCUUGGUCUAAGAGAUAGCCAUAUAGAUAAUUAUAUACAAUUAUAUAUGUUUAUGUUGAAAGAAAACAGUAAGAAAAUUUUAUCUAAUCAAACGAUAUCAUAGACUAAUAAAAACAUAAACAUUUCAAUUGUAUUUGCACAACAACAUUCUUUUAGAUCUCCUGUGGGUGUACAAAAUUAUGAAUGAUUAAUUAAUUCAUUCCUUCAUUAAAAUUCAAACGUCCGAGAGAAAUGCUAUUUCCUUUAGACAUCUUUCAGGUAUCUUUUAGGGAUUUAUGCUAUCUGGACAAGAGAGAGAGAAAGAGAGAAGAGAGAAAAGAGAGAUGAAGGAAAGAGAGCCGCAGACGAUUCGCACAUGUUUUUAUCCGUGUAUCAUUUUGUAUCAUCCAUAUCUCUAUCCGCGUAUAGGAAGAGAAAGAGAGAGGCAAUCUUUGUUUAAUUUAUUCAAGAAUAAUGUAGCUCUGGUCACAUUGAGUUAUUUUUUGUUGUUGAGCCAACGAUUAACAGAACUAUUUAACCCGAACUCUGGAUGUAUCAGAGAGAGAUUGAAAACGAGGACAAUCCGUUGAGUGCAAUAUUUUACAUUAUUUUUAUGACGUUACAGUUGUAAUAAUUCACAUUUAUAUCGAAUACACAACGAAUACGUUUCCCGCUAACGAUAAAUAAUUUCUCUGGUGAUGGACCUCUAAUGUGCCUUCACUACAUUGUACGGUACAGCCCUUUGUUAAAUAACGAUUGUAUAUGCAAUAUGCAGUAUACCAUAUAUAUAUAUAUAUAUAUAUAUAUAUAGCAGUGCAAGCGCCAAC